AUGUCCAAGCGGGGCGGGCCGAUCGUUCUCACUGACGACUCCUCCGAUGAUGCCGAGGAAGUGGAUCAAAUCAGAGAGGACGAGGAUGCGGAGCCCGUGCAGCUCCCGAGCCGUAGUCAGCGGGCUAAGCGCCCUCGCUCAGAAGAUGGCUCGGCGUCGGAGCCCGAUGCUAAGCGGCAACAGAUGAUUGUUCUCGAUGAUGAAUCCGAAGAAGACGACGACAUGCCGCUGGCCACGCCAGCCUCUGCGCGUGCACGAGGCCGCAAGCCGGCAGUUCUUCCGGACGACGACGACAGUGAUGAGGACAUUGUGUCGCCGACUAAACGCAGAAGGCGUCUCGUUGCCGCAAAGUCUGCCAGUCCGUCCCCCGACCUGCCAGACGUAGCGGAGGUCGGCUCGUCCAAACAGGGGGUGCAGCUACAGACCCCGAAGAAGACUCAGUCUUCACCCACCAAACGUGGAUCGCGCAGUGCUCGCACUGGGCAUCGAACUUUCAAGGACAAGCAGAAGGAGGUCCUGCGCAGGAGGAGACAGGGCGAGAACAUCACCAUCGAGGAACUCACCGAGUCGUCAUCGGACGAGGAGGAUCAAAAGGGGGAGUAUGACACGGACUCGGACUUCGCCGCCCUUGAUGAAUUCGAUGACGAAGAAGAGGAAGUCGAGGGGCAACCCAGCUCGCCACUCAAGCAACAUAAGAAUCGAAAGGAUAAGGCAAAGAAGACCAAGUCGGCAGAGAAGGAGAAGCCUUCCAAGGGCAAAGAGCACGGCGAAUACAACGAUGAAGAUCUGGAGGACUUCGUGGUUGAGGAUGACGAAGGACCGCUGGGUGUGCCGGCAGACCUACUGCGACAAGAGAUCCCGUUGGAAUUCACAUCCCACGCGCACAAGCCGCUCAAGGCACACUUCAAAGAUGCCGUCGAGUGGCUUGUUCAUCGCCGUCUCAACCCGGCGUUCGACAAGGACGACGGCCUUUAUAAGAUUGCUUGGAGGAAGUUGGACGACGAGGUGCGGGGGCUGGCGCAGUCUAAAUUCAUGUCGGCGGGCUGGAAGCCCGAGUUCUACAAGGCGCUGCGUGCUCGACCUUACCUAGAGAGCUACGAGCUCGACAGGAACGACCCGGACAGGGGCGAGGCGUGCCAUGCCUGUGGGAGAAGCAAGCAUCCCGCCACCUUCAAGAUUUCCAUGAUCGGGUCCGCCUACUACAAGGACUCCCUCGAAGAGGUCGAAUCGGACAGCGACUCGGAGGAUGGCUCAGAGGAGGAGGGCAGCCGGGCAUCUCGCGACGAGGAUGGCAACACGUUACAGCCGCAGCACAAGGAGUGGUUCGUCGGCGUCGUGUGCAACUCGAACGCCGAGACGGCGCACAGCCUGAUCCACUGGAAGCACGCGCUCAUGGACUGGGUCGGCGAGAACCUGGAGAGGCAGGGGCUCAUGACGGCGGCCAAGCUCAAGGAGCGCGAGAAGAUGAAGGGCAAGAAGCGGCGGCGGCUGGCCAACGAGACGGUGGACCAGUGGGAGGCAAGCGGCGUCAUCAAGGCGCUGUGGGGGGACUUUAAGAAGAACCUCGAGGAGGCGAGGACCAAGAGCACCACCGUCGUUGGGCGGAGGGGUAGGAGAUAG
Messenger RNA from Thyridium curvatum, 1620 nucleotides. RefSeq lists its product as uncharacterized. Bases 1 to 1620 code for a protein of 539 amino acids. The record is from RefSeq and is a predicted model, not a curated record. Gene Ontology annotation, cellular component: nucleus. The transcript has a single exon. NCBI's taxonomy places the organism in Eukaryota, Fungi, Ascomycota, Sordariomycetes, Thyridiales, Thyridiaceae.